This is a messenger RNA of Trifolium pratense (red clover), 908 nucleotides long. RefSeq names its product nascent polypeptide-associated complex subunit alpha-like protein 2. The record is from RefSeq and is a predicted model, not a curated record. The transcript is spliced from 4 exons. Gene Ontology annotation, cellular component: cytoplasm; nascent polypeptide-associated complex. Bases 62 to 709 code for a protein of 215 amino acids. Gene Ontology annotation, biological process: protein targeting to membrane. NCBI's taxonomy places the organism in Eukaryota, Viridiplantae, Streptophyta, Magnoliopsida, Fabales, Fabaceae.
UCUUUUUCAUUUGCAAGUGUUCGUUCGUUCGGUGUAGAGUGCAACAAAACCAUCCUUAACCAUGUCUCCAGGUCCCAUUAUUGACGCAACCACCGAAGAAACCGACCAACAACUCCCCUCCGUCGAGGAAACAACCUUCAACAAGAAACCUCUUCCUCAGGAAGAAGACGAUGUUCCUAUUGUUGAAGACGACGAAUCUGACGAUGAAGAUGACGAUGAUGACAAAGAAGACACAGCUCAAGGUGGAACUGAAGGUUCAAAGCAAAGCAGAAGUGAGAAGAAGAGUCGAAAAGCAAUGUUGAAGCUUGGACUAAAACCUAUUGAUGGUGUUAGUAGGGUAACAAUCAAGAGAACAAAAAACAUUAUGUUUUUCAUCUCAAAACCUGAUGUCUUCAAGAGUCCGAAUUCCGAGACUUAUGUUAUAUUUGGUGAGGCAAAAAUAGAGGACCUGAGCUCUCAGUUGCAGACGCAAGCUGCUCAACAGUUCAGGAUGCCGGAUAUGGGAUCUAUCAUGGCAAAACAAGAACAAGAUGCUGCAGCUGAUGUAGCACAGCCUGAAGAGGAAGAGGAGAUUGAUGAAACCGGUGUGGAAGCCCACGACAUUGAUCUUGUAAUGACACAGGCAGGAGUGUCAAGGAGCAAAGCUGUCAAGGCUCUCAAGACUCAUAAUGGAGACAUUGUUGGUGCCAUCAUGGAACUAACUAACUAACUAACUAAUUAAUUUUGCUUUAUGCUUUAUUUGUAUUUGUUUUAUAAGGAUGAUUUUGGAACUAGUUCCAUCCUUAAGAGAGUGUAGUCAAAUCAUAUCUAUGGUACAUAUGAUUUGGUUUACCUUAAAAUUUUUGUUGUAAGACAUGAUCAAUGAUCACAUUCUUUUGUUGUUAUAUUAUAUAUGAGUUCUAUUUUGU